AUGUACAGCCGUUCUAUAGUGUGUUCAUAUUAUGUAGGGUGUGGUAUUUCUUUUCUUGUUCUGUCUACUCAAAGUUCUUUUCCACUUGUAGACUCUCUCAACCGUGCUUUAGAUGCCAUCAGAGUCAGCACAGAACUCAUAGAGGAGGAACUCAGACCCCAUCUGGAUGUGCUGCUCACCAUCGUACAAGAGAGGAAGAGGGGCACUCCUGAGCAGGUGGUGAUAAGUGGGAUCCUGCCUGUGCUGGCCCACACCUUUCAGAGCAAAGGUCCUCUCACCCUCAUCUCUGCAAGACUCGUGGCUGAACUUGCUCGAGAACAACUAGUGAGGAAGCGGUUCGGGGAGGCAGGGUUGGUGUCUGCAUUGCUGUGUGUGUUGAGCUGUGGGGAUGAGGAAGUUCUUCUCUACACUGGAUUGGCCAUAGCGCGCAUGAGCUACGAAAGCCACACUCACCAGGAGCAGCUACUGAGACAGGGGGUGAUGCCCCGCCUGGCAGGGGUCCUGCUCCGCUGCCACGGCAACAAGGACCUGGAACAGGUGUGUCUGCUGGCCCUCUGUAACCUGGGCGACGUCGGGGAGGGCGAGGAGGCGGGGCUGGUCUGGGAGAGAGCCGUGUCCCUGCGUCCCGGGGAGUCCCUGUACCGAGGCGUGUCUCCUUACUCCUGCGGCUUCAGCUCCACCGUUGUCAUUGUGAAGCUGUCCCAGUGGGCGUCUGACCAGUUUGCGGUCAGCAUCGAGGUUCUCCAGCGCUGCUCCUCUUCCUUCUGGAACGUUCACAGAAAGAAGCACUCAGUCCGCCGCUUCCCGCUCACCAACCUGAGCUCCUGCCCCAAGUUAUACAAGGUCAUCAAGUACUCCGUCCAGAACAUGCCCAAGAGCAGGAGCCUGAAGACUCGUGUGUUUCACACUUUUCUCUGACAGAGACUACAAACAUGGUUGUCAAUGGACUGCAAAAGACUCUGGGCUGAUAGUUAAUGAACUACAAACAGGACAAUUGUA
Hypomesus transpacificus is the source of this 999-nucleotide messenger RNA. RefSeq lists its product as uncharacterized. Gene Ontology annotation, cellular component: cytosol. Gene Ontology annotation, molecular function: guanyl-nucleotide exchange factor activity. The transcript is spliced from 4 exons. Bases 1 to 918 code for a protein of 305 amino acids. Lineage: Eukaryota; Metazoa; Chordata; Actinopteri; Osmeriformes; Osmeridae. The record is from RefSeq and is a predicted model, not a curated record. Gene Ontology annotation, biological process: positive regulation of GTPase activity.